AUGUCAUUUAGAGGCGGUGAUCACGCAUGUAUUGAUCAAGAUUUAGCGUUGUUUGAACUGAACCCUGCUAUGACAAGUUUAAUGCAACGAGUUUCACUUGAAGAUUCAGGCGAUGCAACAAAUAAUUCUGGUAAAUAUAUUCAACGUUUGACAUGUUGUUUAAAACAUUUAUCUGUACGCAUUCGAAUAGAUACAGAUGAAAAGUCAAAUUAA
Molecule: messenger RNA, 213 nt
Organism: Adineta steineri
Lineage: Eukaryota; Metazoa; Rotifera; Eurotatoria; Adinetida; Adinetidae
Source: the annotation of a GenBank genome assembly